GGAAGCCUGUGUAAUUAUUUCCUAGCUAUGAUUGUAGAGGAACGGUGAUUUUUUGUUUUUACAGUAAAUUUACAUUGUUCAGUUAGUUGUUGAUUAGUAUUGAAUUUAUUGGAAUUAAGACAAAUAAUGAUGUUAUAAGACUUGACAAAAUCAAUCGUUGAGCUGUGAUAACUUUUACAUUCUGUGCAAUGAUAUCAGACGACUCACAAGGUAAUUGAUUCAGGGAAAGAUAAUCCACCACAUUCCAUUAUGAAUAGUACGGACUAUUUCUACGUAUACUGUGACGAAACUGGGAAGAACGAUUCCGACAAUGAUACAGAAACAUCGGAAGAGAAGCUUAACAGAACGGCCAUAACAACAUUUUUGGUAUCUUCAUAUACCAUUAUUUGCAUUGCCGGUCUGAUUGGAAAUGCGUUAGUUAUUUAUGUCGUUCUACGUUUUGCCAAAAUGAAAACUGUGACUAACUUGUACAUAUUAAAUCUUGCUGUUUCCGAUGCGAUGUUUCUAAUUAGCUUACCAUUUCUUAUCACAACUACUGUUUUAGAACACUGGAUAUUUGACACAGCCAUGUGUAAGAUAUAUUUUGUAUUAUACUCCAUCAACUUCAUAACAAGCGUUCUAACAUUAACUGCAUUGAGUGGUGAUCGAUAUCUUGCCGUUUGUCAUCCCGUAUCUUCGGGGCGUUACCGGACAACUAAAAUCGCUUUCUUUGUCUGUCUCUUGAUCUGGUCCCUUUCAUUUUUUGUGAUGCUACCAAUAAUCUUGUAUUCAACAACGAUUCCAAAUCCAAAAGACAACUCACACGACACCUGUACUGUGAAAUGGCCGGAAGACCAACUGAUACCUCCAGAAAAGGCAUUCACCUGGUACACUUUCUUACUUGGAUUUGCGAUACCUGUUUCCUUGAUCUUUGUUUUUUACCUAUCGGUUGUGCUGAAUUUGUCCUGCAUCGGUCCUGGCAUGCGUACUGCAAACAAAAAACGAUCACGACGUAAGGUAACACGCUUAGUGUUUGCAGUUAUAGGUGUCUAUAUUUUAUGUUGGUUACCGCAUUGGGUAUUCCAAGUAAAUCUUACAUUUCAACCACAGGAUUAUAGACUGAAAGAUUGGGAGAUAUACCUUUUUAAUGGUCUUACAGUUUUGACGUACGCUAACAGUAUGUUAAAUCCUUUACUGUAUGCGUUUUUGAGUGAUAACUUUCGACGUUGUUUUCGCAAGGCUUUCAAGUGUGCUGAAAAUCCUGACGCCGAACGGCGGUUGACAAUCGAGAAUAGUGUUUUACCAAAGAAGAGUAGUAAGAAGAAAAAAAUCAAAAAAGAUGUACCUUCUGUUAAAACCAAAGCAAAAUAUGAACUGGCGACACUGACAACAGCUAUAGGAAGUGCCUUAAUAUUACCAAACGAUGGCCUUCUACAUCCCUCUCACCAAGAAACAACGAGCCUGUAUGUUGAUAAAGAAAUUCAGACAAGUUAAAGAUUCACUGUAUAGGAUAGACGUCACUAUGUAAACAUACAAAACGUUUAUCUAAUAACGAGCAUUUGAACACUUCAAACACUUAACCAUUGGUUUUAUAUUUACACCAAAUCAUACAGUAACAUGUGUUGAGUAAGGUGUCAAUUAGUUAUUUAGAUUUAAAUUGCAUACAUGUUGAAGUGCAUCGUACGUAAUAUGCAUGGGUUAUAGACAUGUGUAACCUUUAAAAACAUUUCGUUAACUUGAUUUGCUUAAAAUAAGAAAGUUUGAAAGAAAGACCGAUGACAAAGGAAUCACUAUCUUUUGUAUUGUUUAUAUUAAACAAACAAGGUAUUAAAGAGGUACACUAUAAUAUCACUUUUAUGCUGAUUUUUUUUUGUUCAUCAAAUUAAAAUCGAGACAUUAUGAAACCUAUUGUAAUUUGAAUAUUCAAGAAUUAUGGUUACAUUUACUACAAAUUAACGAGUUUUAAACAAUUCUACACAUAUCAAUGAAAUACAAGUAUUGUCUAGCGCUAAAUAUUGUUGUUGAGAACACAGUUAUUAUACAAAUCCAAAAAAGUUAUUAGACUGUUUCUCAUCACUUAGCACCGAUCAUCGGUCUCUUGUACAAAAUAAUAGUUUCCUCCGAGAUCACUUGCCCAAUUGGAACCAAUCAUUUGUGGAAUAUAAUGAUUGGAAUAUGUCUUUUAUUGGCCUGCCAACCACCAUGCCAAAAAAAAAAACCAUCAGGAAUAAACCAGUAUUGUUCAUAAUCUUUCGAACUGUUGUGAUAAAAAGUACUGACAAUACUACAUACUGAAAUAAACGUCAACCUGUUUUUUUGUAAAAAUAAAAUAAAAAAAAGGAUUUAUUUAAUCAGCAGGUCGACUUAGCUUUAUUCAUUUUAUUUCAUUAGAGGACCUUCUUUGGAAUGACAGGUACUUUUUUUUUUUUAUGAAAAACAGCUUUUUAAAACCACAUAUGAGAAACUUGUGGAUUCAUCAUUCUAUGUUUUUCCUGUCCUUUUGUGUAUUUAACGCUUAAUUCGACAUUUUUUUUAAAAACUAGAACGAAACCAAUUUCACAACACUUAUUAAACGAGAAAAAGAGUACACAUGAGCACCUUUUACAUAUGAA
Mytilus trossulus (common blue mussel) is the source of this 2591-nucleotide messenger RNA. RefSeq names its product somatostatin receptor type 2-like. NCBI's taxonomy places the organism in Eukaryota, Metazoa, Mollusca, Bivalvia, Mytilida, Mytilidae. Gene Ontology annotation, molecular function: somatostatin receptor activity; peptide binding. Gene Ontology annotation, biological process: G protein-coupled receptor signaling pathway. Gene Ontology annotation, cellular component: neuron projection; plasma membrane. The record is from RefSeq and is a predicted model, not a curated record. The transcript is spliced from 2 exons. Bases 250 to 1473 code for a protein of 407 amino acids.